Messenger RNA from Cydia pomonella (codling moth), 6284 nucleotides. RefSeq names its product protein MEMO1. NCBI's taxonomy places the organism in Eukaryota, Metazoa, Arthropoda, Insecta, Lepidoptera, Tortricidae. Bases 227 to 1114 code for a protein of 295 amino acids. The record is from RefSeq and is a predicted model, not a curated record. The transcript has 9 exons.
UUCUUAUUUGGCAAGUGGUAUAAUUUCUCUAUAUGGCAAUAUCAAAGUGGUAUAACAAAACAAAACCAUUCUUUCAUUCACUCACCGAUCACCGAUACCGAUUGGGUCAUGCAUGUUACAAUAUUUAUGACAGUCGACGUCAAAAGUAUUAUUUUUGUGAUUGUGAAGAUAAAAUUUUAACUUUUCGGUUUUAUUAUUAAUCUCCAAAAUUUAGGAUCAAAUUAAAAUGUCCUGCCGCAACGCUUCUCACGCUGGAAGCUGGUAUACGGAGAAUGGAAACGAGCUGUCCCGACAGCUGGAUCUCUGGCUGUCCAAAGCUGAUCUCAGCCAUGGACCCGCGCGGGCUAUUAUCGCCCCUCACGCGGGCUACUCGUACUGCGGUGCCUGUGCCGCGUUCGCGUACCGACAAGUCAGCCCUGUUGUUGUAAAACGUAUUUUCAUCCUGGGCCCCUCCCACCAUGUGCGGCUGGGGGGUUGCGCGCUGUCGUCACUCGACAAGUACCAGACACCCCUCUACGACCUGACCAUAGACAAACAGAUUUACGUGGAGCUGGAAGCCACACGACAGUUCGAGUGGAUGGACGUACAGACGGACGAGGACGAGCAUUCCAUAGAGAUGCACCUGCCGUAUAUAGCCAAGGUCAUGGAAGAAUAUAAAACCGGUUUCACGAUCAUACCUAUUCUCGUAGGAUCCUUGACGCCUGAAAAAGAAGCCAAAUACGGCGCCAUCUUAGCCCCCUACCUAGCGGAUCCACAGAACCUGUUCGUGAUAUCAUCUGAUUUCUGCCACUGGGGCAGCCGGUUCCGCUACACCUGGCGGGACUCCUCCCGCGGCCAGCUCUACCAGAGCAUCGAGUGGCUGGACAAACAGGGUAUGGACAUCAUAGAGACGAUGGACCCCCGCUCGUUCACAGAAUACCUCAACAAGUACGGCAACACUAUAUGUGGCCGUCACCCUAUAGGAGUCUUGCUACAGGCCAUAUCGAAGUUGGCGAACUCCUCGAACGCGCCGAAGAUGUCUCUAAAGUUCCUGAAGUACGCGCAGUCCUCACAGUGUAUGACGCCGCAGGACUCCUCCGUUUCGUACGCCAGCGCGUCGCUGGUCUUCGAGUAGGUACACGGGUAUAGUGGGGUACACGUGUGUACACGGGGAAGUACGCCGCAGAACUCGUCCGCUUCGUACGCCAGCGCGUCGCUCUUCUUCGAGUAGAGUUCAUUGGGUUACAUGUUGAGUUGUGAAGAAAGUUCUCCAUUUUGUAUGGGUCCUACGUUAACGCUUGAGAAUAUGUCCCAUAGUAAACGGAGAACGUUCUCGAGAUCGCAACGUGUACCUAGCGAUAAGGGUACAUGUGUAUAUCCGUACACAGGAGUUUAAGGCUCUUGUCACAGUUUCAUUGUUUGUAAAUCUUACUGCAAGGAGAGUCUUUGUUCAGUCGAGUAAAUAUACGAAACACGCACAAUCCUCGCAUUGCCUGAGGCAGCAGGUCUAGUUCAUCACGUACGCCAGCGCGUCUCUCAUCUCGCCUUCGAGUAAACGGUUCAUUGGGGUACACGCAGAGUUGUGCCGUCCUGGAGAACGUUCUCGACUUUGUAUGCGAAACAUUCUCGAGAAUAUGUCCUAUAGUAAACGGAGGACGUUAUCUAGACAGCUCUAGAGUUACACGGGUUUAUCGGGGUAGCGUGUAUACCCGUAAACGUGUUUAAUUGCGUUAGUCAUAAACGCGCUACGAGCCUCAAUUAGCUAUUAGAGUCAAACCAAGAUAAGUUGACAGCAAUUUUGCACUGUGCACGGGUUAUGUUAAACGUCAAACUUUUAGGAAAUUAUGAUGUUUACUUGACACUUGCAUCGUCUGGUUUAUCGAAAUCGCUGCCAGCUUAUCUUAUUCUGACUGUAACCGUCUGUCUUAAUCCGCCUUAAUUUAUGUAUUUGUAAGAAAGAGAUUAAACAUAAAUUAACUUAUUGAGGCUUACUCAGACGUCGCGUCACUCUCUCAACAUUCACGUAAAUAAAUAUCGACAUAAAAUACCCUUAUUAUAGAGUACCUGUACCUGUGCACGACUAUACACGUGUAACCAACUAGUCGGUGUCUAUAAAAUGUAUACAAUCUAUUUACCACUCAAACUCAUAAACAUAAAUAUGUGUACACAUUUGGAGUCCGUCUACGCUAACACUGCACCAACGUUGAUAGAUCAAAUUGUCAUUAUAAGGGUCAUAUUUUCGUACAAAUUUGGCGUUUAUGACAUGAUGACAUACCCACAAUUUGUUGAAUUUGUUAUUGCAAAGUCUGUGCAGAUGCAGAGUUAGCUUGGUCUGACUAUAUCUGUACGCUAUUAUUUUUAAAGUAUAAUAAAUGGCCAAGAUAGGUAAAGUGAACUCGUAUUUACCUCAUUUUUAGACUCCCUUACUCAUAGUGUUGUGUUCCUGCCGGUGAGUACGGUUGCCAAAGUUCAACGAGGGUGCGGAGUGUUAGGGUCGGCAACGCGCAUGUAACUCUUCUGGAGUAGCAGGCGUCCUAUGUACGCACUUGUAACUUGUAAGUUGCAGGCGUCCAUAGGCUACGGAGACUGCUUACCAUCAGGCCGGCCGUAUGCUUGUUUCCCACAGACGUAGUAUAAAAAAAAACUUAGUCCCUUGUCCUUGGCCAUUUAUUAUGUAUAAUUAAAAUAUAAUAUAAGAAAGAUGAAUUUAUAUAUAAGCUAGCAUGGUAAGUAAUAUAUUAUAUAGUGUUAGGAAUUUAUGUUUUUUAACACUUUUUUUUACAUAAAUCUAAAACACUCAUAAAAUUAUUACUUUAAUUAGGUACUGUCACAAAAAUAUUUGAACAUUGAACUGUUAAAUACGGAAUAUCCUCUACCUCUUUUUGUUUUUUUUUGUCCUCUACAUCUUGAACAUAUUUCAAAGAUUAAUUGAUUGUAUAAGACGUGUAAUGUCUAAAAAUUGCUUAGAAUUUGACUGCUGAGGGUAUACGGCGUAUGUCGAAAAUCAUUAUAUGCCUUUCGUUCGCUCGAAUGUUCAGAGUAAUAGAGAGAGAACGUUAGUUUUUCAAUGUUAGUGGUGGGCCUCCAGAUGUACUUAAAUGGCGCUGUGCGGAUCCGUAGGCACAUUAUGUAAUACCUAACUUUGGUUAUCAAAAGCUGACGUUGAGUAUAUAGUGACAAUAAAACAUAGACUUAAUACUAGGUACGCUGUGGACUUCCGGUUCGAGCGCUAUCUUGAUAGUUAGCCUCGUUGUUUUUGCUCAUUAAUAUUGUUUAAAAUGUAAUAUCGAUAGCAUAUUCAACAGUAAACUAAUGUAGUAGUGUGCAGUGAAUGGAGAAUUAAUUUUGAAACGCUUUUAACGUCCAUUAUGGAGUCAACGGCCGGUAGUUCACGUGCUCCUUGUAAAGUCCAGCUGUCGCUUUACAAGAGUUAAUAAAAUCACCGUACACUAUCUUGUACAUACUAACCGUACAAUAUUAGUUGUAUUUAAAGCUCCUGAUACCUUGAUACUGGCGAAUUAGUCCCACUGAACUGAAGGCAUCAUUUAAAAAGAAUGAUUAGGUACGCUGUAUAUUUCAGUACGCUGUAUAUUACAAUCAAUAACUCUUUGGUAUAUAUAAACGACUUUAGUUACUUUUCUAUAACGUGUAUUUUCCCGAUAGCUAAAAAUCUCAAUUAAUUUGUGUAUUUUUAUGUACUAGGCAUAAUGGCAGCUGUAGUAUAAUAGUAAUCAUAAAUUACCUAUGUUAAUACAUUACAAGUACCGCCCAUUCAGAAUCUUACUAUGUUUGAACAAAGUAUGUACUAAAAUGACGGUUCAACUGUUCUACAGUCUAACUAAUCAAGCGGUCAUUUUAGUACAAAAUAAGGGGCCUAGUCAAGAUGACAAUCGUUGAUACCGAAAAAUACCCCAAAAUACCGACUUAAACUUGUGUUGCAUUUACAUGUACCUAUAAUAAUUGCCUUACUUAAUAGUUAUAUGUAAAACCUUCACAGUCUCUUGAUAGAUAACUGGCAACAAUUAUUUGAAUUCAGAACUAUCGCCCUGAUGAAGGAAUAAAGAUCUGCAGGCGAUUUCAUUCUGAAAGUGUCAAGCAUCUGGGUCAGUCGAUAUUUCUGUAAUCUUGCUGAAAAUAUAAAAAAUUCUAAUAAAAUAAGAAAUCUACCUGGAGCGUUUACAUUCCCCACCUCAGCUAGACCGUAUCUCUUUUACAGUACUUAAUAUUAGUUUUUUUAGAGAUAAUAUAGUGAGUACCUUACUACUGUAAAAUGCUCUUUCGAUGCUCUUGUAAUUCAAGAUAAAUAUACUCGUAUUUUAUGUAAUUUUUCUCAUUAAGCGAAAAUGUUAAUUUCUUUGAGAAAUAGUUCUUUAAACCUAAAUAGUCACAUGACUUUUCGAAUAUCAGUCAUCUUUAUACAUUUUUACUUUCUAUUUGGCGUUUGUCACGAUUGUGUCGAUUGUCAUCUUAGCUAGGCCCCUCCAGAUAGAUUGGGCAGUCGAACUGUUAUUUUAGUACAAAAGUGACUAUAUUAUAGUUUAUAUUUAUUUCUCGAACCUACUACAAGAGCUCAACUUGGAUCUAGUUUCAAAGUUAUUCCGCACAAGUAGAUAGGUUUUCUUUGUCAUGUUUGACAACUCACUUAAAGUACAAGAAACUAAUAAUUCUAUCUGGGAAUGUUAAUGCAUCUGUAUCCAUGUAGAAAUUUGAACAAUUUUCUUUUAAGUAAUAUUGUACGCGAUUUUCUUUUAUCGUAUUCUUGCAUUGAUGUACAUACAAUAGUAACAUGUCUGUUUUCAAGAAAUAGUUAACUUAUUUUCAAUAAGGUUUUACAGCCAUAAGGAUGCUAUUUUAUCCCCUUAUCGUCAAUAAUGUGGUGCGUAAUGGAUAAAAACCUUCACUUAUACCAGUCUUUUUGGAAACGCACACAAUCGAGGUUAACUUAAUUUAAUAAUCUGUAUCGCCAACUUAAAAUAUUUAUUUAUUAAAAUGCAAUUCAUCAAUAAUCGUAAUGGACUAAGCGUGUAUUCGACCAACGUUUCCUGUAUUAACGUCAGAUACUAUGUCAAUACGUAGUAUAAAAUCUUAUAAACGUGUUCGUGUACCGGGGUACACGGGUACACGUUCAAUCAGCAACAAAUAGAUGAUGACAGUAGCCACAUAUAUCUUAUGGUAGGUCGUAGAAUUAUGUUGCAAUAAUGUUUGGCCGCAUUCUAAUAUAUUAAAUACAUAAAUUUCGUUGUUCUGUUGGAGUUUAAACAACCUAUAAAAGGAAGCAUGAGGUUGUCAUUCAGGCACUUAAUGAGGUAAAUUUUUGAAGUCAAUAAUGAGUAAUAAUCGAGCUAGUUGAAAUGAUGUCAUCGUAUUCGGAAUAAAAAGCCCAAUAAAAAUAAUUCGUAUUUCUGCGAAGUUCUUUCUAGUGAUAAUAAUACUUUUAUAUAUAUGUAUAUUUUAUUGGUAUUCAGGACAACAACAACAGUUAUUUUAUAACCUUGCCGCAGGUUUUUAUUUCAAAUUGUCGUAGUUUGAUAAUUUGCGUACCUAUAAAAAUAAAAAAUAAGUUUAUUGCACACAAAAUCGAUACAGAAUUGGCGUGAUAUCGGGUGGGUGCAUAGCAUAGUUACAUAAAAGGAGUUUCCAGAGGUCCCCGCACUAGGCUAGGCCUGUACCGCGGGAGACCAAGCAAGCAUUUGUAUGUCAUAUGUGUGACCUAAACAUACAUUGUUCUGUUAGUAAACUAAAUAAAAGUACGUUACAUCAAAGUUUUACAGAAACUACUUUCAUAAUGGACACAGGUAUAGAUAGGGUACCUAUGUAAUUUAAAACCAUCCAUAAGAACGUCUGUACCCGGGUUCCGACACAUGUCAUUGUUAUUUACUAAAACUGGACUUAAUUGCGUAAAAAGUGCCGUUGUAGUAAAAAAUAAUGAGUAAAAAUCGGAUCUAAUAUAAAUAUACAAAUGUUGGCCGAAUCCAUGUUGAAGUUCACUUUUGUUAAUAACAACGAUAACCCGUUAUAAGUAUAUAUAUAUAUAUAUAUAUAUGAUUUGGGUAGGUAAGCGUGUCACUUCGAUGGAUGAAAUAAAUACAUUUCACUUGUAUUUUUGUAUAAUAUAUGUAUAUGUAUAAGCUGUAUGGUAUAAAAUAUGACUACUAUUAAGCGAAGGUGACAGUAAUACGCAAUCAUCAUAGUUUUGGCAAAAUCUAAUUUUUUUGUAAUUUCAAAAUUCUCUCAGAUGUAUUUUUGGUCUCAAAAGCAUUUAGUAUCAUCUGAACAUUGUGUCUCAAUUAUAUUUAGUUUGAUAA